This is a messenger RNA of Scomber japonicus (chub mackerel), 2589 nucleotides long. RefSeq names its product cilia and flagella associated protein 58 (gene cfap58). The coding region runs from base 1 to 2589 and encodes 862 amino acids. The record is from RefSeq and is a predicted model, not a curated record. NCBI's taxonomy places the organism in Eukaryota, Metazoa, Chordata, Actinopteri, Scombriformes, Scombridae. The transcript has 18 exons. Gene Ontology annotation, cellular component: cytoskeleton.
AUGGAGGAGUCAGGACCAGCAGGAGAGGACACGUUUGACUCCUUAGAGGAGUUCCAAAUGGUCCUCAAUGAGCUGGUUGGGGAUAAGAGCAUGGAACAGGUCCGGGUGGAGUAUGAGAAACUCAUCCUUGCACUGAAGAAGUCCCGUGAAAAUGAGAGGAGGCUCAUGUCCAAAUGCAGAGAACUGAAUGCAGAGAUUGUGUCCACCUCGACCAAAGUUGCAGCUGCCCUGAAGCUGUCCCAGGAGGACGAGACAACUAUUACCUCACUAAAGAGGGAGCUGGAUAAAGCCUGGAAAAUGGUUGAUGCUGCUCACGAUAAAGAGAAAAAGGACAAAGACACCAUCAGGCAUUUAAAAGAAGAAGUCGCUAAUCUAACAAAAAUGGCUGAACAACAAACUGGCCUCUCUAUGGACCAAGAGCAGAGUGCUCUACUAAAAAUGAAUGAGGAGUUGACUAAGGAGAGGGACCAGCUGCUGACAACAGUGGAGAGUCUGAGAGAAAAACUGAACAAAAGCAACACAACCCAGCAGGAGGUAGAAGCCCAAAAAGAGAGCGCCUUAGAGAAUAUUUCUCAGCUCCAACAGGAACUCCAGGUACAACAGAAUGAGAUUUCCCGGGAGAUGAGGUUGAAGGAGAAGCUGGAUAAGGAGGUGAAGCAGCUACAUGUUGACAUGGAGGCCAAGAAUGGGGACAUUAAAGCUCUGAACCUGCAGGGUCACAGAGCCAAAGAGGAGCAGCAGAGACUGGAGCAACAGCUGAAAGAGCUGAAGAUCAUGAACGAGAGAGCCACCAAGGAGCUGGAGCAGAUGCAGGUGAAGAACGCCAAGCUGCAGCAGGAGUGUGAGCAGCUCUCAUCGGUCAAAGAACACCUCUGUUUGGAAAAUCAGCAGAACACUAAUGAGCUCAAGAUGAGAGAAGAAGAGGUGAACCAGAUGCGCCAGGAGAUUGCCAAACAAACAAAGAUGAGAGAAGCCAUCCAGAAGAGGUUUCACCAGAUGGAGGAUCAGAAAGCUGAUGUGGACGUGCAGAAGGAGACGUUGAAAGCUCAGAUCGCCGGUCUGGAGAAAGAUCUCGAAUCUUCCCAAAAACAAGUUGAAGCUGACAAGAAAGCCAUAGACGAGCUGACCAGAGAGAGAGACAUUUUGAAUAAGAACAUGAUCAAAGCUGCACAGUCAACUGAGAAACAGCAGAACAUCGUGAAGCUCCUCGAGCAGGACAAGAAAACCUUGGAACACGAGAUCAAUGGCUACAGGCAGGAGGCCCAAAAGCAGCGGAAAAUCAUCCAGCAGCUGGAGAAAGAGCGAGACCGCUACAUCAAUGAGACCAGCAACCUCAUGCAGAAGGUGCAACAAAGAAUGAGUGAUGUAGAAGUAAAAGAGAUGGAGAUAUUUGACUGGAGGAAGAAGGUCACUGAGGCUGAGUGCAAGCUCAAACAGCAAGAGAACCUGCUGGAGUCUGUCGUGUCUGAAAGGAACCUGUACAGCAAAAACCUCAUCGAGGCUCAGGAAGAGAUCGCAGAGAUGAAGAGGAAGAUGAAGACCAUGAACAACCAGGUCACCCGCUUGAGAGAUGAAAUCACUGGGAAGGAGCUGGCUCUGGCCAAGGAUCAGCAGGAGCACAAGCGCUUAGAGAAGGAUAACGAGGCUCUCAAGGGGGAGCUGCAGACCAUUAAGCUCCAGCUGGAGGAAACAAAGCAGCGCAUCGACACUCAGAAAGCAGAGCAACAGAAGCUGCAGAAGAUCAUAGCCGAUGGCGAUGCCGAACAGAUCCGACAGAAGAAACAGCUGGAACAGGUGAUCAGAGAGCGGGACAACCUGGGCAAGCAGCUGCUCCACCGCAACGAUGAGCGCGCCCUGCUGUACGAGAAGAUCAGGAUCCAGCAGUCCAUCCUGAGCAAGGGAGACUUCCACUACAACCAGAGGAUGGAGGACAUCCACCUCCUCAAGCUGGAGAUCAAGAGGCUCCGGCGUAAGAAGAACAUCCUGGACAAGACUAUACCCAACACAGAGGACCUGAGACGAGAGCUGUUCCACCUGCAGAGGGAGCUGCUGAGAGAAAGGACGAGGAACAGCGUGCUGGAGGAGCAGCUGAAGCCUAUUAAUAUUCAUAGAUGGAGACGACUGGAGGGCAGUGACCCCGGCAAAUAUGAACUCAUCCAGAAGAUUCAGUCCUUACAGAAAAGACUGAUCGCCAAGACUCAAGAGCUAGAAGAGAGAGAACUACUAUUACAGGAAAAGGAGAAGCUGUAUGUGGAGCUGAAGCACAUUCUGGCCCGGCAGCCGGGUCCAGAGGCAGCGGAGCAGCUCCAGCAGUGCCAGUGGACGAUCAGAGAGAGAACUAAAAAACUCAAGUCAUUGAUAGCUGAGCUGAGAGUGCUCGACUCCAAGUUGAACGAGUAUACAAGUGAGAAUCAGAGAUUAUCCAAUGAGCUGACAAACAUCAAGAAGAAGUACCUGAGUCAGAAAAAGCUUCACAGUGAGCAGAGAACCCAGACCAAGGUGGAGCAGCUGGAUCUCCUGCCCCAGCUGAGCAGCAAGCCACACUUCACUGGAGGAGGCUUCAGGAUCGACAACCCUGUGAGAAGAUAA